Molecule: messenger RNA, 782 nt
Organism: Telopea speciosissima
Lineage: Eukaryota; Viridiplantae; Streptophyta; Magnoliopsida; Proteales; Proteaceae
Product: 26.5 kDa heat shock protein, mitochondrial
Exons: 2
Coding region: 37-780 (247 amino acids)
Biological process (GO): response to heat
Source: RefSeq, a predicted model, not a curated record
ACUAUCCUUCGAAAGAGAAAAGGAAAAUAAGAAAAAAUGGCCAUGGCUCGUCUAGCUUUGAGUAAUUUGCAGCAAAGGGUUUCUAUGUCUUCUCUGUUUAAUGCACAGAUCGGAAACAGAGGAAUGGUUGUGCCACAACAGAAGCGUUGGGGUUCUGAACUAUUGAGGAGGCUUUCAACUACUGAUUCUGAAAAGGUUUCAGAUGAAAAAUCAUCCCAAGGCCGAGAUAUCGCAGUCUCUGAAGGAGGCAGCAGCAGCAGCAAGAAAUCCAAGCUCUCUCCUUUCCGACGCAAAAAAGGAUCAUGGCGAAGAGGCCUCUGGAGGAACGACAACCGUGAUCUCAUUCCCUUCUCUCUUAAUGAGUUAUUCCCGUUCCCGUUGGGGCUUGAGAAUGCACUACUAGAAGCAACAGAGAACCUGAACAAGCUGUUCACGAACUUGUCACCCUCUGGACUAAUUGGAAGAAUAAAGGAAGACGAUGACGCCUACAGAUUGCAAUACCAACUGCCAGGGCUGUCUAAAGAGGACUUGAAUAUCACAAUCGAGGAUGGGUUCUUGGUGAUCAAAGGUGAGCACAAGGAAGAAAAAGAAGAAGAGAACUCAUCAGAUGAUGAUGAUGGGUCUUCUGCAAAUUUCAGAUAUUACAAUACUAGCAUUCUCUUGCCUGAAGAUGCUAAGGUUGAUGAUAUUAAAGCUGAAAUGAAGGAUGGUGUGCUAACCAUCACCAUACCCAAAACAGAGAAGCCCAAGAAGGACGUGAAAGAAGUUCAGAUUCACUAGAA